GCGAGAGGUAUGGCUGGCGCACUCGGUCGGAGCGGCUUGCGAAAGCUCCAUGUGUAUUGUGACGAGGAUCAUACUGCAUGACGCGUUCGGGAGGGUCCCGCCCUUGUGCAGUGCAGGACCGAUGCGCUCGACAGCAUCUCGUCGCCAUCGCUCCUCUGCACAUUUCGAUGUGAUGGAGACGGGGUACGACUUCAUUCUCGAUACUCCGUGGUCUCGUACCACUGCGACACCACGCCCCGUUCCUCAUCCCCCGGAGCCUUCCGUGCCCACACCAUCUCCUACUAUCACCGUCACCUCGCCUCGGCAGUUCGCCCACUUCAUCCGACAGGACGGCGUCACCUUCUUUACGGUGAACGUUACGGAUCUUUUGCACUAUGAUCCACCCUGUCCAGACGUCGAGCUCAUCGCUCUGGAGCCAGAUCCUCCUUCUAUCUCCAUGACUUCCAUCUCUACUUCCCUGCCUCCGCCGUUCGUCGAGAACAUCCCGCUGUCAUGUGCCGACACUAACGUUGAGGAACUCGCACGCUAUACGACAGACCUGGAGCCCGCAGUUUGUGACCUCAUUCGAGAGUACCACGACGUUUUCCCAUCGUCGUUCUGCUACGCCGACAUCCCACCGAUGCGCAACGUCAAGCACUCCAUCCAUCUUGUGCCUGACUAUCAUGUUCACCACCAGACACCUUACAGACUCUCGAUCCCCGAGGACACUGAACUCAAGCGUCAUCUUGAGGAGAUCCUGAGAUCGGGUUUCAUUAAACCAAGCAACUCCCCGUGGGGUGCACCCGUCCUCUUUGCUCGCAAAGCGGAUGAAACUCUUCGUCUCUGCAUCAAUUCUCGUGGCCUCAACCACUACACGGUUAAGAACAGUUACCUCAUGCCUCGUUCUGACGAGCUGUUCGACCGCCUAGCAGGCAACCGCUUUUUUACGAAGAUUGAUCUUCGUAGCGGUUACCAUCAGAUCCGCGUCGCUGCAGCGGACCAGCCGAAGACAGCGUUUCGAUCAUGCUUCGGCCACUAUGAGUUUACGGUGAUGCCAUUCCGCCUCACCAAUGCACCCGCUACCUUCCAGAGGGCGAUGAACGACAUCUUACGGGACAUUCUGGAGCAGUACGUCCUCGUUUACCUCGAUGAUAUCUUGAUCUACAGUCGUACCCUUGAGCAGCAUCUCAAACACCUCCAUGACGUUCUUGACCGCUUGCGCAGGCAUGGAUUCUAUGCCAAGCUAAGCAAGUGCCGCUUUGCCCAGCACAAAAUGAAUUUCCUAGGACACUACGUGUCUGACCAGGGUCUCCACAUGGAGGACACGAAGAUCACUGCUAUUGCAGAGUGGCCCGUCCCCACAUCCUCCAAGCAGUUUCGCAGCUUCCUAGGCCUCACUAACUACUAUAGUAAUUUCAUCCAGGGAUACACUAGCCAUUUUGCUCGCUGGUGUCCUUAUCCGCCACGGAGUAACAAUUACGCCGGUUCUCUGAGAACGGACGGGUAUGUGGCACCUAGACCUGCGGGCAAUGAUGCCCAGAUGAGAAACGAUGGUUUUGUUCAUGGGAGACCGAUCCUCCCUCCUCCUCCUGUUCAGACACCUGUUCAACCUGCUGCUGCUCCACCUCAUCCACCCCCGCUCCUACAUGCUCCACCAGCUACCGCUGGCGCUAUUGUUCCGUAUCAACCUCAGCAGCAAGCAAUUGUUCCGUAUCAACCUCAGCAGCAAGCAAUUGUUCCUUUCCAGCAGCCUCCACCACGUGGGGGUUCGAACGGUAAUGACAGCGCGACUGGAAUAGCAGGCCACGAGAUGGUGAAGGCGAAGGAUUAAUGAUUCUACGGGAGAUUUGGAACGAAAGGAGAGAAGAACGAGAGAGGAGAUGUGAGGAAGAGGAUAAAAGAGCAAGAGAGGA
Chara braunii is the source of this 1892-nucleotide messenger RNA. The record is from the annotation of a GenBank genome assembly. Lineage: Eukaryota; Viridiplantae; Streptophyta; Charophyceae; Charales; Characeae.